Molecule: messenger RNA, 1461 nt
Organism: Jatropha curcas
Lineage: Eukaryota; Viridiplantae; Streptophyta; Magnoliopsida; Malpighiales; Euphorbiaceae
Source: RefSeq, a predicted model, not a curated record
UAAAAUUUUAUCUAAAACAGUUCCAAAAGGUGAUUGGUACUGCCCUAUAAAUACUUGAAGAACGUAGCAUUGCUCAAUAUCUUUCUAUAAUUAGCAUAAACAUUCAUAUAUGGCUUCCAACUUCAGCUUCAAGAGGGAACUUAACCAGGUAUUAUUCGAAGGAGAUUCACAUUUCAAAAAGGUGAUAUUGAAUAGACCCAGAAAAUUAAAUAUUCUCAGUUAUGAAAUGAUUUCUCAAAUGUUAACAAACCUAAGAGCUUUUGAGAUGGAUCCUACUAUCAAAUUUAUAAUUUUAAAGGGAAAUGGAAAUGCUUUUUGUGCGGGUGGUGAUGUUGUUUCAAUUUGUACUUCCAUGGUUGCUGGACAUUGGAGCUUUGGAGCAAGAUUUUAUGAGAAACAGUUUAACCUGGACUACUUACUUGCUACUUAUAAAAAACCUUUGAUUCCACUGAUAGAUGGUAUUGUAAUGGGUGGUGGUGCUGGAUUGACUAUGCAUGGAAGGUUUAGGAUUGUCACUGAGAAAGCUGUAUUUGCAAUGCCAGAAGUUCAUAUAGGACUUUUUCCUGACCUAGGGGCGUCACAUUUUCUUUCUAGGCUUCCUGGGUAUUUUGGGGAAUAUUUAGGACUGACUGGAGCAGGAGUUGAUGGAGCAGAAAUGCUUGCUUGUGGUUUGGCAACACAUUUUGUUUUCUCUAAAGAUUUGCUUAAUUUGGAAAAUACACUCCAAACACAAACAUCCUUAGAGAUAGCAAUGAUUUGCAAAAUUAUUGAACAGUUUGCACAAAAUCCAAAGAUAAAAGAAGAUUGCGCUUAUAACAGAUCGGAGAUUAUUAACAAAUGUUUCUCAAAAGAUACAGUUGAAGAGAUCUUAUUAGCACUUGAAAACGAGGUCAAAUUGAAAAAUAAAGCAGAAAAUUGGAUUAUAAAGGCAAUUAAUUCUAUGAAAUUAGCUAGUCCAACAAGCCUUAAAAUUACUCUAAAAUCGAUUAGAGAGGGACGACAACAAACUCUAAAACAAUGUUUUAUUCGUGAAUAUACAAUUUCUUGUAACAUUUUGCGAGGAACUGUUAGUAGAGAUCUUCUAAAGGGUUCAAGAGCUAUGUUUUUUGAUAAAGAUAAAAAACCAAAGUGGGAACCUCGAAAACUGGAGUUAGUGAGCAAGGACAUGGUGGAUCGCUGUUUCAGUGCAAUUGAUGAGGAUGAUUGGGAAUAUCUACAACUUCCAUCAAGGUUUGAUGCAGUGGAAAAAAUAUUGCAGCCUAGACUUUGAAGUUUGAAUGUUAUGUACCGUUAAAUAUUAAAAAUUAAUAACUACUCUAUAAAUUAUUAUUCCAUAGCUUAAUAUAGAUACGAUAUAUUAUUAAUUACAUUGAGGCCUUUGGUUUGAAAGAAACAAUAGGUUCUUCAAUGUAUCUGUUUGUAUUGACACUUCUAUGAUAAUUAUUUCUUGUUCGAACAGCA